Molecule: messenger RNA, 1026 nt
Organism: Tremella mesenterica DSM 1558
Lineage: Eukaryota; Fungi; Basidiomycota; Tremellomycetes; Tremellales; Tremellaceae
Exons: 4
Coding region: 1-1026 (341 amino acids)
Source: RefSeq, a predicted model, not a curated record
AUGGUGGAUGCUAAACCUAAGAACGUGGUUUUGAUCACUGGUGCUGCUGGAUGGUUGGGGAAUUUGCUCGCAGAAGCUCUCCUCAAAGAUCCUAAAACCCCUGAUGUCCAUUUGAUCUUAUGUGACAUUGUCGAACCUCGAGCUCCUAAAGAUGCUAAACAUGUAAUCACUCGUAAAGCCGAUUUGACGGAUCCAAAGGAAAUCGACGCUUUGUUCACUACCGAAUUUGGACCACCUGAUACUAUUUAUUGUUUCCAUGGUAUCAUGUCCAGAGGUUCUGAAGAUAAUUUCGAUUUGGGUAUCAAGGUCAACAUCGACUCUAUUCGUCUCCUUCUAGAUCGUGCUCGUCAUACACCCACCACCCAACCGAUAAAAUUCAUUUUCACUUCCAGUAUCGCAGUUUACGGUGGUAUACUUCCCCCUAUUGUCGAUUCGACCACAAUCACCACUCCCGAAGGUGCAUACGGAACUGGAAAACUCGUCGCAGAGUUGUUCGUAAAUGAAUACACUCGUAGAGGUUUUGUAGACGGACGUAUCCUUCGACUUCCAACUAUAGUCGUUCGUCCUGGUGUACCAUCAAACGCUACGUCAGCUUUCAUCUCAGGUAUCAUCCGUGAACCUCUUCAUGGUGUUGAAGGAAUAUGUCCAGUUGGGGAUAGUAUCGAUUCACCUGAACUUGAUGAAGUUACUUGUUGGUUAGCAAGUCCAGAAAUCACCAUUCAAAAUUUCGUCAUUGCCAAACAUGUACCUGCUGAGAAGUUUUUGCCUCAUACGAGGACGGUUUAUUUACCUGGUUUCCAUAGUUCAGUGAGGGAAGAACUUGAGGCUUUGAAGGAAGUUGCCGGACCUGAAGCUUUGAAAUUGGUUAAAUUCAAGGACGAUCCAAUCAAUCGUCGUAUCGUAACCUCGUGGCCGACCAAAUACGAUAUUACCUAUCCUCUUUCACUCGGCUUCAUCGUCGACGAAGGUGGGAUGGUACCUAUUGUCCGUCGGUUUAAAGAAGCUGUUGAUGCCGGAUUGGCCUAG